AUGGCAGGAACCAACAGAAAUCCGUGCGUGAAGGACAAGUACCCAUCGGACAAAGAACUCCCUCCAUCUCUCCUUUCCUUUGCAAGCUCCAUCUUGAAAACCCAUAAGGAAAGCAGGUGGCGCCUCCCCCCUUAUGGGAAGGUCCAACUGCGUCAAACUCUUGGAACCACAAAGGGUUCCUUACCCAUGCUCCUUGGAUGGGAAAAAUUCACCAAAGAAGAUAAAGUGGAAAUGAACAAUGAAAAAUUGGAAGAAAAGUUAAGACGAAAUUAG
This is a messenger RNA of Prunus armeniaca (apricot), 273 nucleotides long. NCBI's taxonomy places the organism in Eukaryota, Viridiplantae, Streptophyta, Magnoliopsida, Rosales, Rosaceae. The record is from the annotation of a GenBank genome assembly.